GUGCACUUUGAGAAAGGGCGGUAUCGGAAGGACGCCGACCGCUGCCCCCCGGAGCUGAUGGCGAAGAUCGACGACGUUGCAAGCGUGACCGGCUCCCGUGACCAGGCCCCGUGGAGGUCGCUAAUGUAUUUUUUCGUCCUGAUGCUGGCCCUGCAACCGCUGUGUUUCUUCACGGAUGUGGUGGACGGGGCGUCCCCUUCGAAGGCUGCGGGCGGCCAAGGCCGUUUUCGACUGCGCGCCACUACUGCACCAGUAUGUGGUCCAGGAAGGGUUGCGCGCGGGGCAAUUACCGUACUUCGAUGCAGCUUUGCGGACGCGAUCCGUGCAGUCCAUCGGUAUGUUUUCGGAGAUACACGGGUCUGCGCCCGUAACGGGGCCGAGCCUGGCUGCUUGGACCUUCUUCGACAUGGUUUUCAGAUAUAUCGGCGAGUACGCGAUUAUUUGCGACAAUCUCCUUCUGGGCCCUUGUGCGCAGCAGACGCAGCAAUUCGUGAAGGACGGCCUCUCGCCUGAGAACGCAGCAUCAUUUGGAGAGAAGGCGAAGGCACUCCUGACCAGCGUUCUGGAGACGCUCUCCGACGUUGCCGCGACGAAUAGUGUCGGCGACGGCCGCAAGCAAUGGGUGCGCGGUCGCAAGGCGGAGUUCGUGGCCCCGAAGCGUUAUAGGCCGAUUGACCACCUCUUGGAGGCGAUGACCGGAUGGGCCGCCCCUUCUGCCAUCGUCGGGCCGAUGCUCCAUGGCCUCCUGCGUCUUCUCCGGGGCACUGCCGAAGUGGACAUGGGAAUCGCGGAAAAGAAAUUUGAACGCAUCAUGAUGGAGUUGCUUCGCUUCGAGUUGUUGGGGCGGCCGACGCUCCCUGACAAGAUCCCAUUCCACCUGCGCAUUUUCGUGUACGCGAUGAAAUUCCCUCUGUCUGAUAUUAUGCAUGAUGCGUGCUUGCCUGUGUUCCAGGGUGGACAGGGAGUACGACUUGCAGCCAGUGCCUGGUUUUGAGAUUCGCUGCGGCUGUUUACGCUGCGCGCGCGUGAUGCACCUGCGGCAGCGAUACAUCUACUUCGGACCGUCCCCGCGUGCAUUGCACGCUAGCCUGCUUAGGGAGAAGGUGGGUCACGCGAGAUUCGAGGAUUUGACGUGCGGCAUCUGGAAGCGCAUGUUGUCGUUGCUCAGUUCGAACUUCGCUGUGUGCCUGUGCUUGUACAUCCUCCAGAUGCUCGGGUGCUCGUGGCGUCGGUUCAUCCGCCUGUGUGCCCGCGGCAAGAAAGCGCCGGUGAGCGGCUGGGGCGCAUUGUGCCAGAUGUCCCGUCAUCGCGAACUUCAGGUGUUUCUGUACAAAGCAGAGACGCAGUUGCUGCGCAUUGCUUUGGGCUGGCUGGAGAAUUUGUUCUCCUGCAGCAGUUCAUGCAACUGCCUGCGCAAGGUCGCAGGGCGCUCGUGCGCCGCGUCGCCUGGCCCCCGAUCGUGACGCGGGAAGACGUCGUCCAAGCGCAAGGGGCCGCGGGCGCCGAGACGCCCCCCGACGGCGCACCGGUUUUCUCCGCUGACUUAUAUAAGCAGGCUCGUGCCGAGCGGAAGCGGGAGAAUGCCGCCCGGGCUGAGCGGAAGCGCGAGGGUGCCGAGCGGAAGCGGGCGAAGGCGCUCGCGCGCUGAUGCCAGGGAGCGGCGCCGCUGCGGAGG
Messenger RNA from Prorocentrum cordatum, 1675 nucleotides. Lineage: Eukaryota; Dinophyceae; Prorocentrales; Prorocentraceae. The record is from the annotation of a GenBank genome assembly.